AUGGCAAUUGCAUCCGUCGUGCGAGAGGCCCCUUUCGGGCAACUGGUCCGAUAUUUGACCAAAAACAAAUACUUCCAAUAUCCCGAAGAGAAGCCCGGCUUCGAGCUCCCCGAGACAUGGCUCCAAUUAUUGAAUGAGUCCAACGCCGCAACGAUACCUGAUCCUGAGAAAACUGGGUUGCAACCAGAGCCGGAAGGCUAUGAUGCAACCCCCGAGGCUAUCAGUCGCGCGUCGACCCAAAAUUCCCUUCCCUUCACAGAAGCUCGCCUCGAAGCCGACGAGCGGCAUGAAAUCGAGAAGAUCAAGUCCAUCCCCAUUCAACCCAAAAAGACCAAGGAUGGUGCCAUCCUGGUCGACUGGUACUAUACCGAUGAUGCCGAAAACCCACAUAACUGGUCGAAUACAAAGCGUGCCCUGCUGACGACACUCAUUUGUCUCUAUACCUUUGUGGUAUAUACGACAUCUGCGAUCUAUACAUCCUCGGUGCAGGGAAUCAUGGAGCAAUUCGGUGUUAGUGACUUGCUUGCUACACUAGGACUGUCACUAUAUGUUCUUGGAUACGGAACUGGGCCCCUGGUCUUCUCACCUUUGAGCGAGAUCCCUGUCAUUGGCCGGAAUCCCGUCUAUAUUGUGACCAUGUUCCUCUUCGUCAUCAUCUCCAUCCCCACUGCCUUUGUGGGUAACUUUGCGGGCCUCAUGGUACUCCGCUUCCUGCAGGGUUUCUUUGGCUCGCCAUGCCUCGCCUCUGGAGGUGCUUCAAUUGGUGACAUGUAUAGUCUCAUGUCCCUCCCUUAUGCCAUGAUGUCGUGGGUCAGCGCAGCUUAUUGUGGUCCUGCCUUGGGCCCUCUCAUCAGUGGCUUCGCUGUUCCCGCGAUGGGCUGGCGCUGGUCUCUCUAUGAAUCUAUCUGGAUGUCAGCCCCCAUACUCAUUCUGAUGUUCUUCUUCCUCCCCGAGACCAGCAGCGCAACCAUCCUGCUCCGCCGCGCCGGUCGCCUCCGCAAGAUCUACAACAAUGAACGCUUCAUGGCUCAGUCCGAGAUCGACCAGCGUAACAUGAAGGUCUCCGACAUUGCCGUCGACGCCCUCAUCAAGCCUCUGGAAAUUACCAUCAAGGACCCCGCCGUGCUCUUCGUCCAGAUCUACACUGCUAUCAUCUACGGCAUCUACUACUCCUUCUUCGAGGUGUUCCCUCUGGUCUACCCCGUCGACUACAACAUGAACCUUGGUCAAGUCGGCCUGGUCUUCCUGUGUAUCCUGGUGUCUUGUAUCAUCGGCAUCGCAAUCUACUUCUCCUACCUCUACUUCUGGAUGAACCCUCGCAUUGAACGUUUCGGUUUCCCGCCCCAGGAGUCUCGUCUUAUUCCCGCUCUGCCCGCCGCUAUUGGUCCCACUAUUGGCUUGUUCCUCUUUGCCUGGACGGCCCGUGCCUCGAUUCAUUGGAUCGUACCCACAAUCGGCAUAACCAUCUACGGUGCGACAGUCUUCAUCGUGAUGCAGUGCUUGUUUGUCUACAUCCCAUUGAGUUAUCCAAUGUACGCUGCCAGCCUGUUCGCUGCAAACGAUUUCUUCCGCAGUGCCUUGGCUUGUGGUAGUGUCUUGUUCGCCCAUCCGCUGUUUAACAACCUUGGUGUUGCUCGGGGUACCAGUCUCCUUGGUGGUCUGAGUGUGAUUGGUAUUGUCGGAAUCUGGCUGCUCUACUACUAUGGUGCCCGACUCCGUUCUCUGAGCAAGUUUGCCCUCUCUGAUGAGUAG
Penicillium subrubescens is the source of this 1752-nucleotide messenger RNA. RefSeq names its product MFS transporter. NCBI's taxonomy places the organism in Eukaryota, Fungi, Ascomycota, Eurotiomycetes, Eurotiales, Aspergillaceae. Gene Ontology annotation, molecular function: fluconazole transmembrane transporter activity. Bases 1 to 1752 code for a protein of 583 amino acids. Gene Ontology annotation, biological process: xenobiotic detoxification by transmembrane export across the plasma membrane. The record is from RefSeq and is a predicted model, not a curated record. The transcript is spliced from 2 exons.